UUCUUUGACAUUUGUAGCAAAAUAUUUUGUGAGCGAAUUGUUUGGUUUUCAAUAAUUUUUCAUAAAUUUCAGCCUCCCUGUAAUUUCCUACACAAGAUUUAACGUUUUCGGAACGAAAUACAUUUAUAAGCUUCAAACUGUUUCGAUUAAAGGCAGAAGCAAUGGAGGGGGACGAAAUUGGUAAUGAUUUAGUGAGGUUGGAUAAUGGUUACCUCGUCGAGGACGACUCGUACGUCGUCAAUUCUGACGAUGUUUUAGAUCAAGAAGAGAAUAACUCAGAUUCCAAUGGUGGUGGCAAGAAUAUGCCAUUGCGGGAACAAGAUCGGUUCCUGCCUAUUGCCAACAUUGCCAAAAUUAUGAAGCGUGCUAUUCCUGACAACGGAAAGAUAGCAAAAGACGCAAGAGAAUGUGUGCAAGAGUGCAUAUCUGAGUUCAUAUCAUUUGUGACAAGUGAAGCCAGCGACCGGUGUCAGGUGGAGAAACGGAAGACAAUCAACGGUGAAGACGUACUGUUUGCACUCAACACGCUCGGCUUUGACAACUAUGUGGACCCAUUGAAAUUGUAUCUGAAGAAAUAUAGAGAAUUGGUCUUGAAUCCCGUAACAAUAAACAAAUUGAAUAGUAAACCCAUUAUAGUGUAUGAAGAAAAUGGUCAAGAUAAUUCAGAAAAUGAGGGCGAGAUACAAACAGAAAGUGGCACAGUGAUCUACACAUAUCCAAAAGGCAGCAUUGGUGAAUUCAUCGGGUGAACUCAGGAUGACUAUUGUGUUGUGAGCACCAAGGACUAUUUUACGUUAACAGUGACAGAACUAUUUAUAAGGUACCAACACCAUUAUUUUUUAAUGAAAUCUUUUUAAGAUUGUGACUGCAACAGAUAAAGGUAAGAAUAAGAAUAAAAAUUCUAAUAAAUUUUA
Plutella xylostella (diamondback moth) is the source of this 914-nucleotide messenger RNA. RefSeq names its product nuclear factor Y-box B (gene Nf-YB). Gene Ontology annotation, cellular component: CCAAT-binding factor complex. Gene Ontology annotation, biological process: regulation of transcription by RNA polymerase II. The record is from RefSeq and is a predicted model, not a curated record. Lineage: Eukaryota; Metazoa; Arthropoda; Insecta; Lepidoptera; Plutellidae. Gene Ontology annotation, molecular function: RNA polymerase II cis-regulatory region sequence-specific DNA binding; protein heterodimerization activity; DNA-binding transcription activator activity, RNA polymerase II-specific.